Molecule: messenger RNA, 1668 nt
Organism: Arachis duranensis
Lineage: Eukaryota; Viridiplantae; Streptophyta; Magnoliopsida; Fabales; Fabaceae
Exons: 3
Coding region: 1-1668 (555 amino acids)
Source: RefSeq, a predicted model, not a curated record
AUGAGUGAUAGAGUGUUAUUGAAGGUGUAUUAUUUUGGUCAGAUUUUGUUACAAACAUCUGAAGGAGUAACAUUUGUUUGUGAGAAUCCAUUAGAUCUGGUGAUUCCUUUUACAAUCUCAUUUGAAGAGUUAAAGGGUGUGAUAUGUGAAAGGAUUGAUUCUGAGAGGGCAAGAAGGAUAUCAUGUAUUCUAUACAGAAAUCCUAUACAAGUGUUUGGUGGAUUCGUCCAGUUUCAAACGAAAUAUGUAACGGACGAAGUGAGCAUGCAAGAUAUGUUUUCCAUGUAUAUUGAAAAUCGGAGACAAGUAUCGUUCAUCGAGUUGUAUGUGGAGUUUGAGCAAUGUGAGGCCGACCGUAAUAUUGUACGGGAGGAUUACAAUAGUGACAGCGAGGAUGAGUUCGAAAGCAACUACGAAGUUGUUGGUCCAGAUGGAGAUGAGGUUCCAGGUGACGGAGGUAUGGCUCCGGAUGUGUCUGAUGUCGCAACUGCUCUGGCACAUGAUGUGCCGUUUGAGGAGCCAUCAUUCAUGCGAGUUUUGGAUUUGGAAGCCAUGCAUGUUCCGGAGUUUCCGGAUUAUUUCAAUACUGAAAUCCCUGUUGUCGCAGAUGGUGAAUUUGCUGUUGGGAUGGAAUUCAGUUCGAGGGAUGCUGUUGUUAAGGCGAUAAAAGAGUAUACUAUACGAAGAAGCGUAGAUUAUCGGGUGUAUGAGUCUGAGCCGUUGACAUUUUAUGCGAAGUGUAUACAGUAUGGGUCAGGAUGUGAUUGGCUUAUCCGGGUUAGCAUGAUCAGCCGGAAGUACUGUUGGGUUGUAAGGCGGUAUAAUGGCAUUCACACAUGUACCAGAGCAACAAUUUCUCAGGAUCAUUCUAAGCUGGACUCAACAACGAUUGCAGAAGCAAUUAAGCCGUUGGUUGAGGCUGACCCCGCCUUAAAGGUAAAAUCGGUUAUAGCAGAGGUGCAAUCGAAGUUCAACUACACUGUUAGCUAUCGGAAAGCAUGGUUGGCUAAGCAAAAGGCAGUGGAAAAAAUAUUUGGAGGCUGGGAGGCAUCGUACGAAGCGUUGCCUAUAUGGUUUGAAGCCAAGUGUCACAAGGAGCCGUCAGCUGUUGUUCAUUUUGAGACUAUGCCUGCAUAUCAAGGUGAUGACUUGGUGACUGAUAUUCGGGUAUUGCAUCGUGUAUUUUGGAGUUAUUACCCCUGCAUUCGAACUUUCAGACAUUGUAAGCCAGUUGUCCAGGUCGAUGGGACCCACUUGUAUGGAAAGUACAAGGGUUGUCUACUAGUGGCAGUGUCACAGGAUGGCAACAACAAUAUCGUCCCAAUUGCGUUUGCAAUUGUGGAGGGAGAGACUUCAGAUGCGUGGCACUUUUUUCUGAGUAACCUUCGUCAGCACGUUGUCACUCGAGAUGGUGUGGGGCUUAUAUCCGACCGUCAUGAAUCCAUAAAUGCAGCUGUGGAAAGGAGUAAUGGGGCUUGGUCACCUCCGAGAGCCUUUCAUAUGUUUUGCAUCAGGCAUAUAGAGUCCAAUUUUUUGAGGAAAUUCAAGGCGCCGUACUUGCAGAAACUUGUCGUCAACAUAGGAUAUUCGAGGACGGUGCGUGAGUACGAGGUGCGUUACCAACGUUUACGAGAACGGGGCGAGGCAUACACUGACUGGUUAAACUGA